Cooperia oncophora is the source of this 603-nucleotide messenger RNA. The record is from the annotation of a GenBank genome assembly. Lineage: Eukaryota; Metazoa; Nematoda; Chromadorea; Rhabditida; Trichostrongylidae.
AUGUUCUCUCAUCUGUUCCACUCUCUGUGGAUUUCAAUGAGUGAAGAAGAACGAAAUUUCAUUGGAGGAUUGGCAGUGCCUUUUAUGACAUCGGGUGUGCAUGUGCAACAAGCUCAUGCUGUUCAUCCAGUGAUCAACAUUCUCCUGGAAACCUUCUCACAGUGUAAUCCACCAAUUCACAUUGAUGCUAAUGCGACUGAGUUCAUAUCUCGCUAUUACCACUCAUGGCAUCGUGGGAUUCUGUUGUUGGAAAAUCGGGCCCUUUGUAUACCACCCAUGCUCAGCACUACAGUUGUUAUGCAGCAGUCUCCUGAAGGGAUCGUCCAGGAAAACAUAGAUGUGUUGACCUGCCUCGGCUUGCUCUAUUCCGAACUUGCUGAGCAGGACCAAUAUGCUGCUGUGUGGAAUCGUCGUGCACUUACAAUGGAUACGAUCAAAAUGCUGGCUCUGCAACAGCUAGGUGACAUAGAGGAGGCAUUGGAUUAUGGACAGUCGGCUGCUCGUACUAUGCUUCAUAGGAUGGAAAAUCAGUUUGGAAAGAAUUCAGUUAACGAGGCCAAUUUCAUGGAAUACGAAUUCCUGGAUAAUGCCUACAUACAGUGA